UUACUUCAUUUUCUCCACCUUUCUUCUCCUCAGAUUCCUUUAGCCUUCAAAAGUUUCAUAUAAAGAAAAAAAUAGAGCUUUCUUCUCUUUCAUUGUUCCUUUACACAGCAUUGCAGCUUUUAAUAAACUAAAUGGGGAGACAUUCUUGCUGUUAAAAACAAAAGCUGAGAAAAGGGCUUUGGUCUCCUGAAGAAGACGAGAAGCUUCUCAAUCACAUCACCCAUCAUGGCCAUGGCUGCUGGAGCUCUGUCCCCAAACUCGCUGGUUUGCAGAGAUGUGGAAAGAGUUGUAGAUUGAGAUGGAUCAAUUACUUGAGACCUGAUUUAAAGAGAGGAGCUUUCUCUCCUGAGGAAGAGAAUCUCAUCGUCGAGCUUCACUCUGUUCUCGGAAACAGAUGGUCACAGAUUGCGUCUAGGCUUCCGGGGAGAACCGACAACGAGAUCAAGAAUCUAUGGAACUCGAGCAUAAAGAAGAAACUGAAGCAAAGAGGCAUUGACCCGAACACACACAAACCCAUCUCCGAAGUUGACAAAGACAAACCGACAAGAAGCAGCAACAACGACCACAAGUCUCCUAGCUCCUCUGCUGCAACUAACCAAGACUUCUUCCUGGAAAGGCCAUCUGAUUUCUCAGACUACUUCGGUUUUCAGAAGCUUAACUUCAACUCCAACCUUACACCUGAGUCUUCACUCUGCUCCAUGGUUCCGGGGCAGUUUAGCCUCGGAAACAUGGUUGGUUCUGUCUUUCAGACACCCGUUUGCGUAAAGCCUUCGAUUAGUCUUCCUCCGGAUAACAGUUCGAGUACUGUCUCCAGAGGAGACCAUACAGCAUCUAACUGGGAGUUUCAGACAAACAACACUUCGAACUUCUUCGAAAAUAGCGGUUUCUCAUGGUCAAUCCCUUCUUCUUCAGUAACCAAACCUAAUCCUAACUUUGAAGAAGUGAAAUGGUCAGAGUAUUUGAACACACCGUUCUUCAACGGAAGCACGGUACAGAGUCAAAGCUCUCAGCAGAUCUACAUCAAAUCAGAGGGAGAGUACUUAGCCAAGGUUUCGAACAUUACAGAUCCUUGGAGCCAAAGCCAGAACGAGAAUUUAAGCACACCCGAAGCUAGUGACGUGUUCUCCAAGGAUCUUCAGAGAAUGGCCGUCUCUUUUGGUCAGUCCCUUUAGCUUUUCUUUUAAUUCUAACAGAUGUAUAGAACAAAAACAUAUACCAUAUACACAUACGUAGAGUGGAGCUAAGUGUUCUGUAUAUUCAUGGGGGUGAAAAUUGAGCUGUCUUUUAUUUGUUAAGUGUGUUUUAUACGUCAAUUCUUCUUCUAUCUUAUGCAAACCUUUCA
Molecule: messenger RNA, 1342 nt
Organism: Brassica oleracea var. oleracea
Lineage: Eukaryota; Viridiplantae; Streptophyta; Magnoliopsida; Brassicales; Brassicaceae
Product: transcription repressor MYB6
Exons: 3
Biological process (GO): regulation of stomatal movement
Source: RefSeq, a predicted model, not a curated record